This is a messenger RNA of Cordyceps militaris CM01, 1665 nucleotides long. Its product is annotated as C2HC5 finger protein. The record is from RefSeq and is a predicted model, not a curated record. Gene Ontology annotation, biological process: regulation of DNA-templated transcription. Gene Ontology annotation, cellular component: nucleus. The transcript has a single exon. Bases 1 to 1665 code for a protein of 554 amino acids. Gene Ontology annotation, molecular function: zinc ion binding. NCBI's taxonomy places the organism in Eukaryota, Fungi, Ascomycota, Sordariomycetes, Hypocreales, Cordycipitaceae.
AUGUCGCGGGCCCAGCUGUCGCAGCUUCUGCCUCUGCCCGAGGACGAUCUGCAGCAGGUGCUCGACUACGGCAAGACGCUCUCCAAAGCCGACGCCGCCUCGCACUUUAGCAACCUGCUCGGCGACUCGCCCCUCGCCAUCGACUUUAUCGCGUCGUUUAACGCCCGUCGCGAAACCCCUGCCGCCGCUUCUUCAAGCGCCGCCGCGUCCGCCUCCUCUUCCGGCAUCGACGGCGUGCCCCGGCCGAAGCGCGGCGGCCCCAAGAAGAAGAAGGCGCCGCUGCACACACCCCCGGCCCGCCUCCUCGAUUCAUACACCGGCCCGUCCGUCACAGCGUACAACAAGCAGCACGGGGAUCUCGACUACAUCUCACAGCGCGCCAGCGCGCCGCCAAGCAACCACGCGUCACAACCCGCGACACCGCCCUCCGCCGCGCCGAGCAGCGGUCAGCCUCCAAAACAGCAAGCCGCCCCCAAGCAGCACGCCUCGUCCACCGGCUUCCUCAUCGCCGAGUCCCUCGGCAAGCCCAAGGCCAAGUCCAGCCCCAGCACACGCAGCUCCACGCCCAAGCCCGGCAGCAGCAACGCGACCAAGAUUUCCAUUUCCGGUGGCACGCCCAUGGCCGGGGCCGCGACGGCCGUCGCUGACCUCGACGCCGCCAUCCGCGCCCUCGAGGUCUCGACCAACCCGUCCCUCGACGACCCCCAGACGCGGCGCUGCCGCUGCGUCGCCACGCGGCACCCGCUGCAGACGGCCGCGCCCAACUGCCUCGCCUGCGGCAAGGUGAUUUGCGUCAAGGAAGGCCUCGGGCCGUGCACCUUUUGCGGCGCCGCCCUCAUCGCGCCCAGCGAGGUGCAGGCGCUCGUGCGCGCGCUCAAGGACGAGCGCGGCCAGGAGCGCAUGGCCGCGCACGCCAACGCCCACCGGCGCGCCGCGAUUUCGCAGACGCCGGCGCCCUUUUCGCAGCCACGAGGCCACUUUGGCACCGCCGUCGUCGAGGCCGGCCCGUCGCUCGCCGAGGCCGCCGCCGCCGAGGCCCGCGCGCACCGCGACAAGCUGCUCACGUUCCAGGCGCAAAAUGCGCAGCGCACCACGGUCCGCGACGAGGCGUCCGACUUUGACGUCACCGCCGCCGUCGCCGGUACCGGCGGCAGCAUGUGGGCAACGCCCGCAGACCGCGCGCGCGAGCUCAAGCGCCAGCAAAAAGUGCUUCGCAAGAUGGAGUGGAACGCCCGGCCCGAGUACGAGAAGCGCCAGCAGGUCCUGAGCAUCGACCUGGUCAACGGCCGCGUUGUCCGCAAGAUGGCGGCCGUCGAGCGGCCGCCGACGCCCGAGGACGAGGAUGAGACGAUUCUCUCGCAGAGCGCCGCGGCCGGAUCACACAGGAGCGCGGCGGGCGGUGCCUUUAGCAGCAACCCGCUGCUCGGAUCGCUCAUGAAGCCCGUCUUCACGCCCGCCAAGGGCAAGGAGACGGCCACGGGUGGUGCUGGCCGAGGGGAUGGGGACGGCGCGGGAGACAAGGAGGCGGCGCGAACGCGGCGCGCACAGCGCAAGGGCUGGCGCCGGGUGCAGGACGACCAGGACGACAACGAGGGCGUGAUUCUAGACGGCGGCAUCCACGGCCAUGCGAUGGGCGCGGCCGGCGACGAGCCAGACUGUGGGUAA